Molecule: messenger RNA, 730 nt
Organism: Quercus lobata
Lineage: Eukaryota; Viridiplantae; Streptophyta; Magnoliopsida; Fagales; Fagaceae
Product: 40S ribosomal protein S20-1-like
Exons: 4
Coding region: 130-498 (122 amino acids)
Biological process (GO): translation
Cellular component (GO): ribosome; small ribosomal subunit
Molecular function (GO): structural constituent of ribosome
Source: RefSeq, a predicted model, not a curated record
AACCCGCUUAUAAGAAAGAGUUACAUCGAAUUCCACUCCCUUCCAGUUCUCUGAGAAAGAGCGAAAGAGGCCGGCCGCCCCUACUUCCAGCCUCCACGCUCAGCUCAAGGGAAAGGAAGCAAAGAAAAAAUGGCGUACGCAUUGAAGCCGGCGAAGCAGUUGGGUGCGGAUGAAGGUCCGGAACAAAUUCACAAGAUCAGGAUAACCCUGACCUCAAAAAGUGUCAAGAAUCUCGAGAAGGUUUGUACGGAUUUGGUUCGUGGUGCCAAGGACAAGAUGUUGAGGGUUAAGGGCCCAGUGAGAAUCCCCACUAAGGUUCUGCACAUCACCACCAGGAAGUCCCCUUGCGGUGAAGGUACCAACACUUGGGAUAGAUUUGAACUUCGUAUCCACAAGCGAGUUAUUGACCUCUUCAGCUCGCCAGAAGUUGUUAAGCAGAUUACCUCCAUUACAAUUGAACCUGGUGUGGAGGUUGAGGUUACCAUUGCGGAUAAUUGAAAAUGCGCAACUUCCAUAAUAUCGAUUCCCUGUACUCUUUAGUUUAUCAGAACAAUUGCUUUAGGUGGUAGUAUGAGUGUUUUUAGCGCAUUUUUUAUGUGAAAGAGGAAGGAUUUUAGUUGAUUUUUUUGUUGGAAAGAAUUCUUCAGUUGUGGAUUAAUUUGAAUGAAUACUUAUUUCCAUGUUUGACUAAAUAGCAUUAGAAAUGUUAUCCAGUCUUAUAUUUCAAGUA